This is a messenger RNA of Pseudomyrmex gracilis, 4635 nucleotides long. RefSeq names its product serine/threonine-protein kinase ULK2 (gene Atg1). The record is from RefSeq and is a predicted model, not a curated record. Lineage: Eukaryota; Metazoa; Arthropoda; Insecta; Hymenoptera; Formicidae. Gene Ontology annotation, cellular component: cytoplasm; autophagosome. Bases 525 to 2876 code for a protein of 783 amino acids. The transcript is spliced from 14 exons. Gene Ontology annotation, biological process: autophagosome organization; axon extension; autophagy. Gene Ontology annotation, molecular function: protein serine/threonine kinase activity; ATP binding.
CGCGACGACGACCAGCAACGACGUCUCUGACGUUUCAUCAGCCGUCGUCGCUCUUUCUUGGUCAUCAACAAUGUGUUAGUGCUGUGUGGGGGAGUGUGACGAAUGAUGUAGCAGUUAAAAUCUUCUCCGUGGUACUUUGUGUUUUUUCGAACGUGCUCGUCUCUUGUCUCUACCUCUUUUCUCUCAUCAGCCACUUAAAUCUCUCUCCCGUCCUCCCCGCCCCCCUCUUGUCACUGAUUUUAGGAGCAGUGAUUCGACGCCACGGAUUCGACAAAACUCCGAUCGCAGAUUGAGAUGUAGAUUUCCCAGGAUACUGCGUAUGCUGCGCCAGCGUUGUUUCGAUCAAAAAUCUGUGUAACACACAGGCGGAAUCAGAAAUCUGGAAGCGGACGAUCCAACCACGCGGCGACGAUCGACCGCGUAUCGAUUUCGGACGAUCACGGGCGAUGAAUCCUCGUGUUGUUGGUAAACCGUCGACCUCAACACGUCGGUAGAGAUUUGCACACAUUUCGCGGACGGGAGAAAUGGAGACGUUGGGCGAUUACGAAUACAAUCCUAAGGAUCUGAUCGGCACGGGCGCUUUUGCCGUGGUAUUCAGAGGCAGACAUCGCAAAAAACCAAACUUAGUAGUUGCUAUUAAGAGCAUCACAAAGAAAACAUUGGCUAAAUCUCAGGAAUUGUUGAAGAAAGAAAUCAAAAUCUUAAAGGCAUUAACUAAAUUACAUCAUGAGAAUGUUGUUGCAUUGUACGAUUGUAAGGAGUCUAAUCAUAAUGUCUUCCUGGUUAUGGAAUAUUGUAAUGGCGGAGAUUUGGGAGAUUACUUAAACGCAAAAGGUACUCUUUCUGAAGACACCAUAAGGUUGUUUCUUAAGCAGCUAGUCCGUGCGAUGAAAGUAUUGCAUGCCAAAGGAAUAGUCCACAGAGAUCUAAAACCACAGAAUAUCUUGUUAAAUCACAACUGUGGCAAAGCAUGUCCACAGCCACACGAAAUAACAUUAAAGAUAGCGGAUUUCGGUUUCGCUAGAUUUCUCCAGGAAGGUGUUAUGGCGGCAACUCUUUGCGGUUCGCCGAUGUAUAUGGCUCCUGAGGUUAUUAUGUCUCUUCAAUAUGAUGCUAAGGCCGAUCUCUGGUCCAUAGGAACUAUAUUAUAUCAGUGUCUUACCGGAAAAGCACCACAUCCCGCGAACAACCCUCACGCCCUCAAGUCGAUUUACGAAAACACUGUUAAUCUUGUUCCAAGUAUACCACCUGGAACGUCGCCUGAGCUAACGAAUCUCUUGAUAGGCUUGUUGAGACGUGAAGCGGUCGACCGUAUGGAUUUCGACGAAUUCUUUGGCCAUUCGUUUAUUACAGGAGUUCGGGAGAGCCCAAGCCCAAGUCCGGUGCCUACAGAAUUGCCGGCAUCGCCUGGAACAAUGCCGAUCCCGAUCGAGGAGGGAACGCCGAUCGUUAAUAGAUCGGAGCCUGAGCCAACGGAAACUCCCUGUUCUAGUCCCGAAGACGACUUCGUCCUUGUACCGAGUGAUAUCAGCGACACUGACAAUAAUCCACCAGUCAAAUAUACUAAGCAAGUAAGCAGAGAAGCCGUCAGUCCUCCCCGACCGUGCUUAUCAAAAUUGGGCGAAUAUAACAGACAGACGAGCAGGGAAGCCAUCAGUCCGCCUCGACCGUGCUACUUGCCGAUUUCGGAGCCGAUUCCUGUUCCGUGUCAACGCAACGCGACGGUUCAUCAGCCGUCGCAAUCGCCGAACGCUGCACGUUCCGGCGGCAGUAGCGUACCACGUUCCCAGCCAAUCAGCAUGAAACGCAGUGUCGACUCUCACAGGAGUCAUCCCCCGGAUAUUGGCUCUCUCAGUCCACCCAGUGUACAAUUUGUCAUUGGCACUCCACCCGGUAGAAGGUUGAGCGAAACCCCGCCGCCACCUAAUACUUGGCAAGUGAGUCCCGUGGCGAGGCACUCGCACACGCCGAGCGGAACCUCACCAUUGCGGCGUUCCACGGGCAAUAACAGCGCGUCCUCGCCGCUGCUCACAGGUCCGCUGGCAGUGCUCGGCUCGCCUACCUCACGCGCGUUUCAGGACAACAAUAACACUCUCAGACAUUCGCCUGUCAUACCCUUCGGCACUAGGGCAGUUACUCUCCCGGAGAUAUCUGAAACCGGUAGCUUCCAAAGUCUGUUCCCCGACAUGCCACCGACGAUGGCUGAUGAUCGUCCUUUGACGUUUAUCGCGCCUGAACUGCCGGAGGAAACACUGAUGGAACGCGAGCACAACGAAAUUCUGGCAAAGCUGAACUUUGUCGUAGCGUUGUGCGACUGCGUUUGCGAAGUCGCUCGUUCCAGGGCCGGACCUCUCGGCAAUAUCGAGCAGCCGGCGCCACUCGGCAGUAUCGAACAAGCGGGAAACGCGGCUACUAGAAAGCGCGCCGAACAGGUCAUCCUACUGGUGCGAGCUCUUCAGUGGCUUAGCUCUGGUUUGAAUCUGGCUACUCAAGAACUCAAAGCAGGCAGGUUGCAGCCGACAGCCACUGUGAAAGAAGUUGUUAGCACGAUGAAUGAGAAAUUCAAGUCAUGUCUGACGGAAUGCAAGCAGCUGAAUAGCGCGGGACUCCUUCGUCAAACAGGAGCCACAGCAGACAAAAUACUGUACAAUCAUGCGAUUCACAUGUGUCAGUCAGCAGCGUUGGACGAAUUGUUUGGAAAAGGUGGUGAAUGUUUUCAACGUUAUCACACAGCGCAGAUACUGUUACACUCGUUGGCGCAGCACGUCAGCCACACCCAGGACCGAGCUUUGCUUAUUAAAUAUAAAGAAGCGGUCGAAAAACGGCUGUUUGUGCUGCAACAACAAGGCUACAUCUACGCGACCGAGCCCACGUAGCGCUUGUGAAAUACGGCAGCCAAAUACGGCGGCGGUGACGGUCGCUCGGAACAAGUCCUGCCCGAGCAACAGCCGCACGUACAAUCGUACUCGAUAUCUCUCUUCUGUAAUAUAUUCUGCCCUAUUCUGUACAAAAGGCGAGAUUGAAGGUUCAAGAUGGCACUGAUCCGUAUAACUGUAAAACGAAAGCGGGACUACACUUACGAUUGAUUUUGCUUUACCAAUGUUAAUUACAUUAGUGAUCGCCCAAGUGUCAGUAGUUCUUGUUGUUUGCAGCGACUUUGUGUCACUGAUUUUAUCUUCUCUAUUCGAUUACUGUUCAGUAGUCGGAUCAUUCUCGUAGAAGGCAGUAGGGUCCUGGUCAUCACUGGUCGAACAUGCGCGCGAACACUAUUGUAAUUAAAAAACCAAGUUUCGUAAUUCCAUAAUGCGGAAUAGGGUAGACGAUGAAGAAAAUGGAAGUCUCCUAUAUUAUCCCACCCUUUUAUCCUCCAAGAUUUCUUUAUAUGAUUUAUUAACACUUAGUACAUUUAAAAGAUAUUUACGAUUGUACACUGUGUAAUGUACGUACACGUGGUCGAUUUUAUCUUUAUUUCAUAUGUCGAUCAAUAAACAUAUGUAUACUAACGUCGUUGUGCGUUCAAUGCAAAAAAAAGCACGUUCUUAUUAAAACUCGGCAAUUGCGACGAUCGAACAACAAUGACAAGGGUAAAUGUCUCAAUUAAUUAAAGCUUGUAUUAAAGCGUUUGCUUGCAUAUCUGAUCGAGUAUAUAUAUCUGGCUGAUGAUAUUUCAGUUCGUUGAAAGAUCGAUUUUGCUUUUCAAUUUCUUGUAGUUCAAAUGUAACAACUAAGAAUAGAAUUAUUUCGAUAAAUUUAAAUAAAAUAGUAGACGAGAAGACGUUGCACUUCGCCUAUUGGCAAAUAUUCGAAAUCGCUUGGUUCCUAAUUCUGGCAAUCGAAUGACUUUAUUAAUGACAGUUUUUGAUAUGACACCUAUAAUCAAGGUAAUAGAUCUAAUAACUUAUAUGUUUAUAUAUUUCUUCAUUUACGUGUAUUUUAUAUAUUAAAAUGUAUCAUUAUUAUUAUUAUCAUUAUUAUUAUUAUUAUUAUUAUUGUAUAUAUUAAACGAGCAGUCCAUGUGUAAAAAUUAUUGUGUUUUUUGUCCUUCUCAGUAUAAGAAACUUAGAGAUAGGUGGGUAUUUUUUUGAACACACGCGGGUAUAUAAAAAAUGUUACUCAAGAAUCAACCAGUUAUGUAUUACGUUAUUCGAUAAAUUUUUUUUUGUGUUUUUUACUUACUUUCAAGUUUGUCGGUGAAAUUUUCUGUUUAUAUUUAAUGUAUGGUCAAACGUUUUCACGAUCAUAUUACAGCAUCUCGAUAAGAAAUUCGAAUUUUUGUAAUGGAUUGCAAUUUUGCAAUCGACGUAAAAAGUUUCUUAUCGAGAUAGUACUUGUAUCUGUUAUUUUUCUCCUAGUAAAAAUGGAUGUAAAACUUGAAUAAGACAACGUGUGUGAUGAUAUACAAUCUGUAUAUUCAAAAAAAUCAUGUAAAAUCGGAUUGCCAGUAAUUGGGACAUUUACCUAAUUGUAAACAAGUGAUAGGCACGUGAUUGGUUUUCUGUUUCUCUCUCGGUUAAUUAUUUCGUUUAAAAUUCAGAACAAGAAAAAAUUAACAGAAGAAGCUUUAUCAAAUCUAGACUGUCGACGCAAUUUAUGCAUAUCGCAUUCUUUUUGGAUGUUUAUAAAAAAAAAAAAAAA